AUGCCAGACCUCACUGCCGCCGAGCUCAGCAUUCCGGCCGAGCAGCACCCCGAUCCCGCAAAGCCACUGGUGAUACCCGUCGACUCAACAGUGGUGGGCUCUACCCUGCGCUUCAUUCCGUGGUCUGUGGUGGGCAAUCCGGCCUUCCUCCAGCUGCCCCCUCCUCCUCCGGGGAUGCAACCGUCGUGGGUCCAGAUUCCGCAGUGGGUCGCCAUCAGUGCGCUGCUCCCCUUCAGUGAGCCCGAGCCCGCUGUGGCCACCCACUUUGACAGGCUCAGCGUCUUGCGGCUGGCCGUAUUGGCCGCGGCUUGGCGCCGCAUCCUCGGCGCCUUGUCCGACCUCGGCGUUUUCAGCACGGUGCACGUGGAUGAGGAUGCGUUCCGUACGGUGUGCAUCCAGGCUCUGCACUCCCGCCAAAUCCCGGUGCCCGAGCUCUAUCUGCAGUGGGGCGAUUUGGGGUACUCUGAGGCGAUCACACCCUUGGGACCAGCGCCAUCUGCAGAAGCAAAGGCCGUCGACUUCUUGCAGUACGCGACAUCCCCUUGA
Messenger RNA from Emiliania huxleyi CCMP1516, 546 nucleotides. RefSeq lists its product as hypothetical. The record is from RefSeq and is a predicted model, not a curated record. Lineage: Eukaryota; Haptophyta; Isochrysidales; Noelaerhabdaceae. The coding region runs from base 1 to 546 and encodes 181 amino acids. The transcript is spliced from 2 exons.